Aspergillus pseudotamarii is the source of this 6201-nucleotide messenger RNA. Its product is annotated as NACHT domain protein. The transcript is spliced from 4 exons. The record is from RefSeq and is a predicted model, not a curated record. Gene Ontology annotation, molecular function: protein binding. Lineage: Eukaryota; Fungi; Ascomycota; Eurotiomycetes; Eurotiales; Aspergillaceae. The coding region runs from base 1 to 6114 and encodes 2037 amino acids.
AUGGCCACUUCUUUUCAGGCUCACGUCUCCCACCCUUCUGGAUCCCCUCUAUAUGCCAACUCAACCGUCGAACCAAACAAUGGGAGUGUUUCGAAUAGUGUGUUCAGAUGGAGCACUGUCUCCCAGAGCUCCAACAAAUCCGACGGGGAAAAGUCAAUGCUAGCUGAUGUGGUUGACUCGCUUGCUCGUCGUAGCAGUGAUGCGAUGAUAUCUACGAAAAUCCUGGAAACUGAUUACGCUACAGUUCUAGAAUGGAUUCGAGCGGAGAGAAUGGAGAAGCUUCCCGCUGAAGGGAGCAGCUAUGACAAAAUGUUAGUAUGGGCAGCGUUGUUUGUAGAGCGGUUGCAUGUGUUCGAUAAGGCAAUUGAAGAAUUUGCGGGAGAUAGCCAUUUAGCGGCUCAACUCGCCUAUGUUCACUGUGCAAGCCUGUUAAAGCUCGGAGACGAAAAUUCCUCCGCCCUCAUGAGUCUAUUCGGCUUCUUCUAUCGCUGUUCGACAGGCUUGGGAAGCGUCCUCGACCGAGCAGAACUAUUUCAGGUUUCCGGCGACAUUAAGGACCAGCUAAGUCUGGCUCUUGCCGACCUGGUGACCUUGGUCGUGGGAAUUGCAACGCACUUUCGUAAAACCAUUCCAGCGGCAGGGUACUUGCAUGUUGAUAUCUACAGCGAGUUCUCUGACCAGAUCCACAAUUUCCGCAGUCGGUGCGCGCGUAUUUCCGAGUUGAUGUGGGAAUAUCAGCUCCAGCGCGAAGGGUAUGACAGUGCCAAAGUAACCGACGCGAAGACGAUCAAGCGCUGGCUUGAGCCAGAAGACCCUGUCCUUGCCAACGUAGUCGAGGCCACAGCUCAGUUGGCGCAAGAGCGUGAAGAGUCAACCUGUGUUUGGAUGAUGCCCUAUUUGAAUCGCUUCUUGAAGGGGAACCGGCAAACGCUCGCUAUUUCCGGCAAUCCUGCGUCAGGAAAGUCCAUUCUGGCGACGGUGAUCAACGAUCACUUGCAGCAUCCCGUCGGAGACGUCAGCUACAGAACAAUAUUUGUACCAAUCAACAGCAGAGUUCUGGCAAAUACCAUGCCUUGUGCUAUUGCAAAGACUAUUCUGUCCCAGCUUUUCGACCAGCAAAUUGGAAACGUUCGUCUUUUUCGCGUUCUUUCGGAUACAUACAGGCAGUGCCAGGAAACCUUCGAUAGUGAAACAUACGACGACAUCAUCUGGGGCGUUCUCGAAAAUGCACUUGAAGCUAGCCGGAAACACGCGAAGGAACUAGUUUUGAUCGUUGACGGUGUGGAUGAAGCCAAUGGUGGCGAAGCAGCUCUAUUGAAGAGGCUCCGACAUGCUACCUAUAAUGCUAAGAGUACUAAGCUGAUCCUGCUUACUUCUCAACAGGAGUCCAAGACCUCACCCCAGGCGGGUCAGGAUACAGUGCGCAUUACGCCAGAGCUUAUUCUUGAUGAUAUUUCAGCAGUUGUACGAAGUAUCUUGCAGGGUAGCGACAGCUUCACCAAAGCUCCCCAAGAGCGACGUGAGAUUCAAGUUAACCGGAUUGCCGAGGCUUCUAAUGGCUCUUUUUUGUGGGCUAAGCUUGCUUCGAAACAAAUUCGGGACGAGGCCCCAUUCAACACGCAGUCUCUGAUUAAGGCGGUCGACAACCUUGUCAAUAGAAAGCCCACAAUUAAAGACAUCAUUCAUUACACUCUGCAUUCGAAUGUGACCCAAGAAUCAAUAAAACUCGUUGUCUGGCUCGCCACUGCUCGUCGGCCGCUACAGAUACAAGAAUUGUCCGCUCUUCUGUCUAUUCAGCAAGUCAAGCAAAAGAUCAUAGAGCAGGACAGGGAAAGUACACUUCAUAUUCUGAAGCCUGUGGCGUCCUUAGUCUUUAUUCAAAAUAAUCUGGUGUUCCUACGGCACGCCAAGGUGCGCGACUCAAUCCUGGAGAUUUUCAACGAUGGCAAUAUCCUUCCUACCAUCAAGAACAGGAACCUCGAUCUGGCCCAGCGACUAUUACUCUAUGCAAAGCUUGUAGUUCCAGAUGAACACGAGCCGGCUUUGGAGCCAUUAGAAUCAUAUAUCACCCGAGACCUCAUCGAAAGGCAUCCUUUGUUGGACUUUGCACUCCGCUACUGGACCGACCAUCUGAGGAUGGCAAUGGACUGCAACACAGAUCGCGAAAUCUCUGCAGCUGCCAAAGAAAUCCGCACCAUACUUCCGACUAGCACAACCUUACCUAGGCUCGAAAUGGCUGUAUGGGAGCGCAAAGAGACUCCAGUCCUGGUGUCUUUCCAUGAUACACAAACACGCCUCUACCAGUCGAUACUAUCUUCCAAGCAGCCAGCCACUCUCCAGACAAUAUUAUGUCAGGUGUCCUUCUACUGGAGUAUCCAUAAAGUCCCAACACAAGUUGAUCAUAUUUUCUAUGAUGCCAUCAAGAUCUGCCAAGAACUACUCUCAGCUCAACACAGUAUCACGAUGACGGUGGCACAAUAUUUCUUGGAUAUCACGUCUAGUCAAGUGACUACCUCGAAGACGACGACCAUGAUGAGGCGAAUUGAAGUACUCCACCACCUUGUGGAGAGCUAUAAGGUUCUUUAUGGCUCAACCAGCGAUAUCUUCAUUUCUACCUCUACUCAGCUUGCAGAGCAUUACCAUUACAUCAAGGAAGAGCACAAAUCCGAGGAAAUUAGAGUCUCCAUUGGCGGUCGCCAUCCCGGAGCUUCGAAGGAUCCGAUCAGGCCCCAAUUGCCCGAUGACUCGCUGCAUAUCCACCUCAUCGGCCGACCGCAGCCCACCGUGAGAGGGACUGGCCUCGAUCUAGAUGAGAUUGAGAUGGAUGUGGAGGUUAGCGGGUCUUUUGAGUUUGUAUCACUUCUCGCCCAAGCAGAGCAAUAUGCAAAGGCCGGGGACCACAAAGCAGCCGAGCUUAUUUACCUUGAGAUCUGGCAGCGCGCCAGCUGGGAAUCUCGACUCCACCGUUCCUUAGAGUGGGAGCUAAGAAAUGUGAAAGCUGCUCUGGCCUAUUCGAACUUCCUCAUGUCGCAGAAGCGACAGAGCGAAGUAGCAGCUAUUCUCUGGGGCUUCUGGCAAGAAUAUGAGCAGGUCAGCUCUACUUUGGAUGAGGCAGUUGUAUUGCAAUUCAUGCAAGUUGCAAAACUCAUGAAUUCCGUCAAAUUAGAGACCGUGGCACUGCAGGUUUUGAAGCAUUGUGCUCAAAGUAUCAGUCAACAUAGCUCGAUUUACUCGGAGCUCAAGCAAGCUAUACAGUCCACUUCCGAGUAUGUCAUAGAGAACGAGUUAACCACUACUGAAUCUAGCCUCGAAGAGAUUGUGUUCAGUACUGUUACGACAAAGCACUUCUCAGCCAAGGCCACCACUUCUCUUAUUAACUUGUACUUGUCCCAACGGAGAUGGCGCGACGCUACCCAAGCCAUGAAGCGUGUCUUACGGAUUAUUUGGCCAGCGCUAUUCGCCCCAUCGCUCAAAGAUGUUGUCCUUCCAUCGAAGAAUGUGGACUACUGUGUCCAGUUGGCUGAGCGCUUAAGUAACUGCUAUCGUUCCCGACAGCGACCAGCAAAAGAGGAAAACAUUCGGCUUCGUGUCUAUCGUGCUGCCCGACAUGACCGACCCACUGGCGAUAAGCUCCGUGAUCGAGCUACGACAGCAGUCUUGCGUUUCUAUGAACGGUCAUCAAAGACCGAUGAGCUUAUCAGCAUUCAUCAGGAAGUAUUAAAUGACUAUAAAAAACAGUACGGGCAAGCACACCCGACUGUGCUGAAGGAGUUGUGGGCAUUAGCCACCUUAACUCACCUGCGCCCGGUAUGCGUAGACUAUUAUGGGCAGAUUGUGAAGAUCCUCAAUAAGGACUCAACUACCUGCCAUCCGGACGCCUUUGAGCCGCUGCUUAUCGUAGUCACAGAGCUUCUGACACAAGGACGUUUUUCUGAGGCACUGCAUCCUUGCCAGACGUUGUUCAACACGUUGCAACAUCCACACAUCCAUCCCAAGCUCAAAGAUCAGUCCUUUGUCAAACUGACCUACGAGCGCUAUGUCCACUGCUUACGGAUGACUCGUGCUGACACUUUUAUAAUUCAUGAGGUAACGGUUCAGUACCGGAAGACAUGUCAGUCGCUAUUCGGGACAACCGCAACCGUAACGGUGCAGGCCACCACUACACUGGCACAAAUCUGUCAGGAAAGUUAUACGUACAAGAGUGAAGCAAUAGCACUCUACGAGGAGUUGUUGAAGCUCAAAGAAAGCCAUGUUGAUACCGACUACGAGGGUAUCGAAGCGACACUGGACGCCCUGUACGAAGAACAGGAGGAGACGCUGACGUCAAGUACUGCAACGAUUACAACCACAGACUUUCAUAAGGUGGUUUCUAUUCACAAGAAACGCCUCGAGAGCUUUCGAUCCAAACACGGAUGGGCCCAUCAGGAAUCACUCUCCCAGAUGGAGAAGCUCGUAUCGCUCUAUUCUCGACGCAAGGAAUUCCAGGCAGCCUACUCAUUAUUGCAAGAAGCAACUUCCCAAGUUCUCUCGAAGGAGACCUCAGCGGUCGAUCUGUGCCUAGCGGCCCAGAGUAUUGCUUCCAGCUUUAUCAAGACAGGACAGGUCCAACGCGGUAAAGAAAUGGCACAGGAGAUUUACCGCCAAACUGUGGCCCAGGAUAUCGAGGUCAGCUCCCCCAGCUUUGAGUUGUCUACGGACCAGCGUCAAGCCCUUGUUUUCCUAGCCCAGCUCGAGUACAGCCUUCAAGAGAGGGAGGCCUUGUCUAUCACCAUGAACGAGAUUUAUACUUCAUUGGUAACUGAAUAUGUCUACUUUGAGCAACUCCGAACUGCGAUGAAGUCAAAAACCAGCAGCUUCCAGAGCACGUUGUCCAUUGUCUGUCGCCUACAUGGUGUACUGCUGUCCAGAGGCCGUCAAUCAACUGCCACCGGACUCAUCGAGAAAUUUACCCACUACUUCAUAUCUGUGGAGCGCAAUACCGUCGAUGUGGACUUUGCUCAGGGCAGGGCCUUCAUCACCACGCUUCUAGAGUACUUUAGAUCCCACUCAUCGCGCGAUUACAUCAGCUCUAUAGCCAUCGCCAGCUACAACCGCGUAACCCAACUCCUGGCCUCCAAGAACUACCAUACUGCAUUCGACUUGGCGUCGGUGUUAUUCAAGUACAUCAGAGCGCAUCACGGUUUUGCCUCAUUGACCGCUGUCAAGCUGGUAUUCAAAUUAGCUCUGGCAAUUUCAAGCCGAGACAUCAAAUCCUUUGUGGAGCCGAGGGCGCGGAAGGAUAUGCUUAGUUUAUCGACCACCAUGGUAAAGCGAGCUCUCGACAAGUUCGAGCAAUUGAAGCUUGAUAUAACUCGAUUGGACCAUGUCAAUUUGGACCGGUUGAUCGGUCUUCUGGACGAGCAGAAGGAUUAUUCCACCUUGGUCCGUGUGCUCACAUCCCUUUGGAAUGCCCGCGAAACCCGCAGCACCUCGCAACAACAGCAUCUCUACACCCUUGCCCUUGGCCGUAUGCUUGUUAUCACACGCUACAUGAUCGGUGACUACGUGGAUGCCAUCCGUCUAGCGGAAGACAUUGUUUAUAACUGUGCUCGUGUCCACGGCCCACGAGACCACAAUACCGUCGAGAUGACCGUGCUCCUGUCUCAAAUGUACACGAGCGUGGCACAGGGAUAUCAGGACCAGAAGGACUACCGCGACUUGGCGUACCGGUACUACAAGAAAGCUGCAGUGCUGCAUGAAAACGCCCUGCGAUCCUUUGUUGACCCAUCUUACUUCUCUUCCAGCCUUGCAGACGCACAUAGUCCCGGUGGCUCGAAUGUUAGCAGUCCCGGCGAGGCAACAGAGGGUGAUGGCAAGUCCGUUCGACAGCACCUCCGCCUGCUCAAACUUGCUGUCGAACGCUUGGGAGACUGGCCGAAGGAGUACUCGGAAUAUGAAACCCUUAACACUGAUAUUUUCAAGGCUUUCGGCAAUGAGCUGAAAGGGGUGGAAGGAGUGGAUAAGUGGGAUCUGAAGAAAUUCGGCUGUGGUCGAGCUGAAGCGGCUGAUGACUUGAUCCUGCCUGCUUCGGACGAAGGGGUUGUUCUACGCGAACGCCUCGUAAUUCCUGCGUAAUUUUUUCUUUGGCUUGAAAAGUUGGAAGGCUUGUUCAAAACCCUUUCAAAAGUUGUGAAAAGCACUGUAAAGAGGCAAAAAGAUAAA